This is a messenger RNA of Trichechus manatus latirostris (Florida manatee), 1736 nucleotides long. Its product is annotated as protein polybromo-1-like. Gene Ontology annotation, biological process: chromatin remodeling; transcription elongation by RNA polymerase II. The transcript is spliced from 4 exons. Bases 639 to 1076 code for a protein of 145 amino acids. Gene Ontology annotation, cellular component: SWI/SNF complex; RSC-type complex. NCBI's taxonomy places the organism in Eukaryota, Metazoa, Chordata, Mammalia, Sirenia, Trichechidae. Gene Ontology annotation, molecular function: protein binding; chromatin binding. The record is from RefSeq and is a predicted model, not a curated record.
CAAGAAAUAACCACUAUCCUGAUUUUUGUGGUUGUUUGGUUAGUUUAACAUUCUGGUCAAAUUUAAAUGUGUCGUAUGUGUUUCAUCUCUGGUAAGCUCCUUGAAGCCAGGGACCUCGUUUUUGUCCUUUUUAACUUUAGUAAUUCAUACUAAAGCUGUAUAUAUAAUAGGUACUUGAUAGUACUUGGCAGAAAAAAGUUCUGAGGUCACUAACAAGAGACUGUCCAUUUUGUAAGUUUAUAAAGAAGUUUGAAAUAUGAAUGUUUUCAGCCACUAUCGUACACCAUCUUCAUUUGCAUGAUAUCAGUGACAUGGUUUUAGAGAUAAUGCCCUAAACCUUAAAUAUUUAAUAUAUAAAAGACCAUCACAGGUAUUAAUUUAGGUUUUUAUAUCAUUAAUACAUAUUUUGCAAAGGAAACAGAUGGAUUUUCUUUUGUUCCCUGUUAUUUCUAAUAAUAAGAGCAAGUCUGGUGGCAGAUUGUAAUAUGCUGAAUAACUUGGAAUAUUGGAUAUUAUCCCAGAUAGUUUUGAAAUACGUUAUAACUUUUUAGAUAAAUGCCAUUUAAGAAUGUAUAUAUUUAAAUUAUAACAGAAAUCAACCAGACUAUUACGAAGUGGUUUCUCAACCCAUUGACUUGAUGAAAAUCCAACAGAAACUAAAAAUGGAAGAGUAUGAUGAUGUUAAUCUGCUGACUGCUGACUUCCAGCUGCUUUUUAACAAUGCAAAGGCCUAUUAUAAGCCAGAUUCUCCUGAGUAUAAAGCUGCUUGCAAACUCUGGGAUUUGUACCUUCGAACAAGAAAUGAGUUUGUUCAGAAAGGAGAAGCAGAUGAUGAAGAUGAUGAAGAAGAUGGGCAAGACAAUCAAGGGGCGGUCACUGAUGGAUCAUCUCCAAGUUACUUGAAGGAGAUCUUAGAGCAGCUUCUUGAAGCCAUAGUUGUAGCCACAAAUCCAUCUGGACAUCUAAUUAGUGAACUUUUUCAGAAGCUGCCUUCUAAAGUGCAAUAUCCAGACUAUUAUGCAAUAAUUAAGGAACCUAUAGAUCUCAAGACCAUUGCCCAGAGGAUACAGGUAUGAAGGUGACCAUAUAUGGUUUAGGGCAGAUUGGCCUAUGGUCUUUUUUAAGGGCUUUUAGAAAACAGAGAAGCAGAUGUCUCUAUAAGGGGUUACUGGCGAUAUAAUGUACACAAAUUAGGGUAGUGUUACCUGAUUGUAGCAUUGGAGGAGGCAGUUUAGUGUCCCUUUUCCGUUUUUUCUGUAGGGAACAAAACAAAAUUCUCUCUGGCGUAGUAAAUCUUGCUCUUAGGACAGAAAUUAAAAAGCAUUGGCCAUGGACAUUUCUAAUUGUGAAAGCUGCAUUUGGUAAUUUCUUGUUUAUUUUUAAUGCUUUCAAAAUAGUUUUAGGGCAUCUUAAACUAAGGCUAUGGCUGCUAACCAAAAGGUCGGCAGUUCGAAUCUACCAGCCGCUUCUUGGAAACCCUAUGGGGCAAUUCUCCUCUGUCCUGUAAGGUCCCUAUGAGUUGGAAUUGAUGGCAGUGGGUUACAACGGAUCGUUAGAGUAUAAGCUCAGUGAGAAUAGGGACUUGUUCUCUGUUUCCCCCUCUGUAUCCCUGUGGUGAUAGCAGCAACUGACACUCACAGAGGCUUGCUGUGUGCCUGGCGCUGUUCUGAGAACUCUCUGUGUGUUAGCUAAUUGAUUCUCACAACUCCAUGAGGUAAAUACACUCACAGAGGCUU